CGAGGGAAGUGUUGCAGUGAACGGAGGGGGAAGAGAGAGAGAGACGUUGAGAGAGAGAGAAAGAGGGAGAGAGACUGCAGCAUCAUUUGAGGGACGUUCACAUGCAGUGCAGUAGAACGUGCAGGUGAGGGGAGGAGGAGAAUGCGGGACUUUUCCUCAAACACUUCACACACAUCCACUACGGACUCCGGAGGAAUUACUAAAGGCUUUUGUUGCUAGUUCUCUAUCCUGCUCACCAUCUUUCCAUAAGUGGCUAAUUUACGUGCUCUGAGAAGUCGAACUGAAAAGCUUUUCUCUUUGUCAAGUUCGCCGUAAAGGAAUCUAUAAGGGCUUGGCACGCGCGCGUAAGACUGCGGGAAAAGCUUUCCAAUUUUCCUCUCGCUGUGGUUUAAGGUAAGAGAACAUAUAAUAUCGGGAAAAGACUUUAGAAAGCACUUUGGCUUAUUCCCAGCCAGUAGCGCAAGCUCUGGGAUGCGAAUGUGAGAGCUGAAUUCACAGACAGAUCUCUUUUGUGUUCUACUGCAUUGCAGUUUAAAACAGUGAAAGCGCGAGAGGAGCCCGCGCUCCGCAGCAUCUCAAUGAGCCGGACAAAGUCAUUUAAACUGCUCAAAUUUGACUCCCGUUUACUCUUAAAGGGCACAAAGGAACAUUCUUGUCGGUAAAAGAGCUGUAAAGACUUAUCGCCGAUGCCGAGCUCUUCACAAAGUGGAUGUUUUAUUUUAUCGUGUUGAAAACGUGACCGGGGAACUAAAAGACUGCAGGAGAAAAUAAGAUUUUGCCAAAGGAAGCGUUUAUAGAGAUUAAUUGGUGGCGAGUCUGCCUUGGACCAGAGGAAGCUGCAGAUAGAGAGUGAAAGAGAGAGAGAGGAAGAGAGAGAGAGUCAUGGGGAGCAGGAGCAUUGGCGCAGUGCACUCUGCGCGCUGCUACCUCGUGCUUAUCCUGCAGCUGCUGACUCAGCUCCCGCGCGCCAAUUCAGUGCUGCGCUACCGCGUGGCAGAAGAGGGGCCGGCCGAUGUGCAUAUUGGGAACGUGGCUUCAGACCUGGGGCUGUCCACCUCUGGGAUCGGGACAGGUGAUGUCACUUUCGCUUUGGAAUCUGGCUCAGAAUACUUCAAAAUUGACAACGUCACUGGAGAGCUUACUACAGGCAGCAAGAGGAUUGACAGAGAGAAGCUGCCGCAGUGUCAGAUGAUAUUUGAUGAAAACGAGUGCUUUUUGAACUUUGAGGUGUCAGUCAUAGGUCCCCUACAGAGUUGGGUGGAUCUGUUUGAUGGCCGUAUUGUAGUCACAGACAUCAAUGACAACACCCCCUCUUUUCCUUCACCAGUACUCACGCUGUCUGUUGAGGAGAAUCGGCCAAUCGGCACACUCUAUCUCCUUCCCACAGCCACAGACCGUGAUUUUGGUCGUAAUGGCAUUGAUCGCUAUGAGCUUAUCCAGGACAGUAGAGAUGGGGGAUCAUCUUUGCGACGGCCUGCGAACGGACCGACCAAUGGGAACGGUGGUGACCGAAGGAGAGUGUCAGAAACAGGGGCAGGACCUGCCAGCAGGAGCAGCGUGUUUGAACUUCAAGUUGCCGACACACCUGAAGGACAGAAACAGCCCCAGCUGAUCGUGAAAGGGCCUCUGGACCGCGAAGCACGGGAUUCUUAUGAACUCGUGCUACGGGUUCGUGAUGGCGGCAACCCUCCCCGCUCCUCACAAGCUCUGUUACGAGUGUCCAUCACAGACGUCAACGACAACAGUCCACGCUUUGAGAGAGCCGUGUAUGAAGCAGAAAUGCCAGAAAACACCCCACCUGGCACACCUGUCCUACAGGUGCGUGCCGCAGACCGUGAUGUCGGCGUGAACGGGCAGAUUGAGUAUGUGUUUGGAGCAGCGACGGAAUCAGUGAGGCGCCUUCUGAGGUUGGAUGAAGCAUCAGGUUGGCUGAGCGUUCUGCAUCGCAUAGACCGCGAGGAAGUUUCGCAGCUACGCUUCACCAUCACAGCUCGUGACCGCGGCCAACCACCUCGCACUGACCGCACUACAGUCGUUCUCAAUGUAAGGGAUGAAAAUGACAAUGUACCCAUUGUGGAAAUUCGAAAAAUUGGACGAAUCCUUGUUCGAGAUGGCGCUGCAAUGGUUCCAGAGAACGUGUUGGUGGACACUCCAGUAGCAUUAGUGCAGGUGUCAGACCGCGACCAGGGAGAGAAUGGUGCGGUUACCUGCACUGUGGUUGGGGAUGUGCCAUUUACGUUGAAACCGGCGGGUGAGACAGCCCUAGCACCUCCACCAGCCACGGAUGAUGCAUUUGAACGAAACAAAAAGAAAUAUUUUCUCCACACCUCAGCACUUUUGGAUUACGAAGCUACUCGUGAGUAUAGUGUCACUAUCGUGGCAGUGGACUCCGGUAGCCCAAGCCUCUCUAGUAACAGUUCCCUUCUGGUACGUGUGGUGGACAUCAAUGACCAUGCUCCCACUUUUGCCCAGAGCUUAGUGGAAGUGCAUUUUGCAGAGAAUAAUGCCCCAGGAGAACGAGUGGUCACAGUAGUGGCUUCUGAUGCAGACAGUGGUAAGAAUGCAGAGAUCGCAUACUCACUGGACCCAUCUGUUAAUGGAGCUUUUUACAUUGAUGCUGAUCAUGGUGAUAUUCGUGCCACUGGGGCACUAGAUAGAGAGCAGAGGGAACGCUAUGAAUUUCGUGUGAUAGCUCGAGAUAAGGGCACCCCGUCUCUGCAAGGCUCUGCUACUGUCAUAGUUCAGGUCACAGACAGGAACGACAAUGCCCCCAAAUUUGUCCAGGAAGUCUUCACAUUCUACGUCAAAGAGAACCUGCUCACCAAUAGCCCCGUCGGCAUGGUGACUGUUACCGAUGCAGAUGAAGGCGAGAAUGCAGAGUUGAGUCUUUUUGUUGAGCACGAUGAAGAGGAGGGUGGAGAGGAGGGCAAAGAGGGGAAGCAAGACGUUUUCUCCAUUGAAAAUAACACUGGAACCAUUUUCUCCUCUGCAUCCUUUGACCGUGAACGACGUAGUACAUACUCAUUUCGCGUGCGUGCUGUUGAUGGUGGAGAACCGCCACGGUCUGCCACCGCCACCAUCUCCCUGUUUGUCACUGAUGAAAAUGACAACGUGCCAUCCAUCACAUCACCCGCUAAUGAAUCAUACACCCUUCUGCCACCCGCUAGCGGAGCUCGGACCGUAGUCCGCACAGUCUCAGCCUCCGAUGGCGACACAGGGUCUAAUGCCGAUCUCCGCUACGCUCUGGUAGGCGGAAACCCUUUUCUUCUGUUUGAGAUUGGCUCAAGUAGUGGGGUCAUAACCUUGGCAGAGCCCCUGGAGAGAAGACACAGGGGUCUGCACCGCUUGGUGGUCCGGGUCAAUGACAGUGGCGUGCCUUCCCUUUGUGCCACGGCACUGGUGCAUGUCUUCAUCAACGAGAGCUUGGCCAAUGCAACGCUGGUGGAUGCACAGGUGGCCCGCAGCCUUGCAGUCCCCCUCUAUAUGGAUAUUGCAGGUGACCCAGACAGCGAGAGAGCUUUGGGUAAACAACGCUUGAGCGUUGCCAUCGGUGUCCUGGCUGGUGCUGCUGCCGUUAUUCUGGUGAUCCUUCUGGUUGUGACAGCACGACAGUGUGGGGCACAGGGUAAGAAUGGCUAUGAGGCUGGGAAGAAGGAGCCAGAAGAGGACUUUUUCAGUCCACAACCUCCCCCUCUGCUAGCCCAGGGCUCCCAAAAUGAACGUGGGCGUAAACCCCACAGAGACAAGCGUAAUAACGGUACUGCCAAAUCUGAGCGUUCUUUAUACAGUGGAAUUAUGACGGUGAAUGGCUGCAGACAUGGGGGAGGUGAUGAAGAAGAGGAGGAUGAAGAUGUUAGCAGUGCCAGCGAGAGGAUUGCAGCACGUUAUUGUGCAGCAGCUAACGGAGACCUAAGCAGUCCAAGACUAGGCUCAAGACGUCACCAAUCAAGUCCAGAUCUGGCACGCCACUACAAGUCCAGCUCACCUUUGCCUGCAGUGCAUCUUCAGCCCAACUCACCACCCGUGGAAGGCAAGAAGCACCAAGCUGUGCAGGAACUGCCCCCCACUAACACCUUCACUGGCAACGGCACCGGUAAUGCAGACGCCAUGUCACUCAGCUCAGACCAGUGCUCCGAUUACGGCUGCCAAACUGUCAAGUACAGCAAACAGCCCCUCAGAAGAGUGACAUUUUCUGUGGUGAGUCAGGCUCCUGAUCAAGGCUGCUAUGAUAGUGGAGUGGAGGACUCUGAGACCCCAAGCAAUCAAACAAAGCCCCUCAGAAGAGUGACAUUUUCUGUGGUGAGUCAGGCUCCUGAUCAAGGCUGCUAUGAUAGUGGAGUGGAGGACUCUGAGACCCCAAGCAGCAAGAGUUCCUCUGGACCCAGACUGGGAUCUUUACCGCUGCCUGAGGAUGGAUAUGAAAGGACAACACCAGAAGGGAGCGUAGGCGAAGAGGAGCAUGUGGAAAAUGACCCCAGGCAGCUCCCUGACGUGGCUCUGACAGGAAAGUGCACACGAGAAUGUGAUGAGUUUGGUCACUCUGACACCUGCUGGAUGCCUGUGCAACCAUCACCACGCAGACGCAUGGAACCACCCCAACUGUCCACCUUCGCCUCGCCCGGCGAUAACAACAACAACACGGAGGACGACAGCGACCGAGAGGAAGACGGAGAUGGAGGUACGGAUAAGAGCAGCGGAGGAAGCGAGGAGGUCCGGGAUUCGCUUGCAAAUGGAGAUCCGCUCGGAACGCUCAGCCGUCGGGACCGGAACAGGAACAUGGGCGACCACAACCGUAAUCUCCUGAACCGGAAAAUGACCUCGGCAUCCUAUGACACGUUCAGCAGCGCCGGCUUUGGCCGUCGUCCGGAUGAAGAAGACUCACACCCCCCAGAGGUCAUUCCGCUUACGAGGACGGGGGGCGACUAUAAGACCACCUCGUGCCUCACUCUGUCUCGCAGGGAAGUGUACCUGUGAGCUGCAGGCUGCCCUCUUGCCACGGGACGGCCCAGAGCAACUUCACUGCAUCGAGCAGGAGGAUCAUCGAGAGACUAGCGCAUACCUGUUCAAAACAGGUGUCUUCUCCUUGCCAAAAAUGUAUCAUCUGUUCAUUUCUCUAGAUGCAAAAUAUCAAAGUUGAGGAGAAAAGUGAAUCAUCUUUUAUUCUUUCAUAAACUUGGAUAGACUUUGUCUAUGACAAACAUUUGCAUGUUAGGCCUCCCACAGACAGGGGGCGAUGUGGGGACUGAUGGACAAAAUCCAAUCAGAGACCACUUAAAUGGAUGCUCAUUUCAUCCAGUUGUGGCACUUCAUGAAAAUAAAACCAUGUAGCAUCAGGAAAAAGGAAAUCGUAACCAAUCAUAGGGCGACAGCGGCAUCUAAAUGUUAACUAGUUUCCUGUUGCUGAGCCAAUACAGUUAUUUAAUUACAGUCACAUGGUAAACAGUAGACAUGUAAAUUCUUUCAUCACAGACUUUUAGAGAAAGAAAAAAAAAGGAAAAAAAGUCCGGUCAUCCAUUUUUAUCAUUUGUAAAGCUACUUGUUUUUCUUUUAUUAACAAAUAUGUGAAUAUACUGCAGCUCUCAGUAGUGCUUCAAAACUUUCAGAUUGAAUUCUUCACUAUUUCAUUGCUUCUGUAAUGGAGCAAUUAUCACAAUGACUGUUAAAUUGCCAUCCCAUCAGAUCUCAGAGUUGAAAUCAGCCAAUUAAAUCAUGUGACACAUACUCUAUACACAGCACAAACACACACACCCACACACACACACACACUGAUACAUGUCUAUAUCCAUUUAGUGCAGAUAUGUGUGUAAAAGUGUAUGUACUGUAUAGACGGACAUUUUGGCAUACCUGAGGCUUUUUUGAGAAACAGUUUUUUGAAAGUAGAUGUAGCAUUUUUGCCUGCUUGAUCUUCAGCUAGUAUAUAAGACACUGGAGUGUAUUUGAAUAAUUAAUCAUCUGUGUAAAGUGCAUACACAGGGGCAUUCAACAAUGUUUAGAUACAUCUAUACUAUACUAUAAACGACAAAUAUACUGCAUCUCAUCCCUUUUAAGUAGAGCUAAUAUUUAAACCAAAUUUCUUUAAAGGCAACACUGCAUGAGGAUAAGCUAAUGCUUAUUUUGUUAAAUAAGAAUCAGAUUUUUGUUGUUUUUGUGAGGAUAUAACCUCUUUAUGAGGGGAGUGUGCGAGUUUGUGUGUGAAUUCAAAGCGAGGUCGGUGAAGAGCUAGAUCUUUAAUUUAGCCGGAAAUUACACACACACAACGUAGUUGUUCAAAUACCUGUAUUACAGUUCAAACAAAUCAAGACAUUUUAAUGAGUCUUUGUUAAUCUUACGGCAGCCUCGUCCAGGUCUUGGCAUCUCAUCAAGCCUCUGGAAUUUUCAAAUUGAGUUUAGUAAUGGCUUUUUUUAGCUCUUGAUAUGCAUUGUAAGUACAAUCUGAUUGAUAAGAACAAACUGACAUGUAUUUCACCAACUCUCAGGAAACUUGAGAUUCAGUGUAUGUUCUCGGCCCAUUAUCAACGCUGAGCUAGUCUGUGCUCCGAAUUUGUCCUCACAAGGCCAUACUGUUGGAGAGCCUGUUUUCUCGCACUUUCCCCUUUUCAGACUCACCGUACCUGUCAAUGGUGUCCGAAGUGUGCGUGUUUCCUGGCUUCCCACGGUGAGGAUUGCAGACUCAUCCCUUUCACUUCACGGAACAGCCUUGGGUCUGGAGCGGGACUGGUGGACUCCAGUCCAUCUAUGCCAAAAUCUGUCUAGCUUUUCCAGUUUUACUGGAAGCACUGGUGCACAAACUUACCUGAAAAAGACUAGCCCAGAACCUGCAAUUCAGUGCCUGGAUGAGAGGAAAUUGCUGAACUGGCCUAUACAGGGUUUGUGAAACCGGAGGACUCGGGAGGAGGGAAUCUGUCUCUAAAGAUGCCGUGUUUCCUUUGCCAGGUUUAUAGGCUAAAUAUGCUGUUAUACAGCAGUCUGUAAGUAGUGUACAGUAUGGGGUGCAUAACGGACUACAUAUAUGAAACCGUGUGUUUUCUUUUGGGUUUUUUUUACUGCACGUUUACCUAACAGUUCAACUCACUUACUGCAAAAUGGGGAGGGAUGGGGAGGGCAAAAUAACAUUGUGUCUAAAGCGUAACAUUCACUUGAACUUUUUUAUGAGAUAAACACUGAACUCAUGUACUCGCCCAACAUCCACCAUUUUACUGCUACCCUGUAGAGAAAUGACCACUGAACUUUAACCUGAAAGGCAUGUUGACGGUCUUUAAUCCUGCACCUGUGAGGAAAAUGUUUUUUAUUUCUCUGUUCUUAUGCUAUGUGAAAGAGGAGUUUUUGAAGCUCUCUCUCAUGGAGCGUUCAUUGCAUUUGUUAUGACAAAUAACAAAUCAAAAGGGGUUGGAAUGGUUUGAAAGUUUGGUAUGUGACAUGUAAAAGUUUGAUUUUGACAUUAAAACACCU
This is a messenger RNA of Sinocyclocheilus anshuiensis, 7449 nucleotides long. Its product is annotated as protocadherin-7-like. The transcript is spliced from 6 exons. Gene Ontology annotation, molecular function: calcium ion binding. Gene Ontology annotation, biological process: homophilic cell-cell adhesion. Lineage: Eukaryota; Metazoa; Chordata; Actinopteri; Cypriniformes; Cyprinidae. Bases 883 to 4974 code for a protein of 1363 amino acids. Gene Ontology annotation, cellular component: plasma membrane. The record is from RefSeq and is a predicted model, not a curated record.